CUCUGAGGACUUUAGUGAGAAGCAACUUUUAUUUUUCUUAUAUGUUUUUUUUUACCUGUGCAUGUCCAAACUGCCGUGCUGUGCUCAAAAAGGAAUUACAUCUGAAAGGAACGUCACGGCUUUAUUUUUUGUAUUUUUUCCACUUCCACUGUUUUGCGGGUUUUGGCUUUUUGUGCUCAUCAGGAUAAACUGUGUUAUUAUUUUUGCUUUCAUAUUGUUAUUAUUAUAUUAUUUUAAUUUUCGGAGUUAUACUGUAUAACCAGAAGGGAAAAGUAGGGCUAAUUUAUUUUAAACACCUGUUUUCAUACUAGCGAAUCACAUUUAGAACACCUGCGUGUACAAAUUUGACUUUUGUUUUUUUCUUGCGUGGAGAAAUAUAUACAUAUAAAAAUAUAGUGCACUCCAGGUCAACAUCUCUCCCCCUCUCUUUUUUUUUUAAAAAAAGGGACGCGUUUUAUUUUAUUUUCUAUUAUUAUAAUUAAUAUUAUUGCAAGCGUAUUUUAUUAUCUUUUGAGACUAUGAAGCAUUUGCAAUUUGUGCUUGUGCUGGCCAUCGCGGUCAACGUGUGGGAAUGUGGGGACGCAAAGUUUGGCGAGAGAGGAGAAAUGAGCCCCAGGAGAAGAAGAUGUUACGACGGAAGCUUGCCCAAGCGGCUGAAGAAAAGGGAGCGAAAACUGUUGCUUGACGGCAGCAGCGGAGGAGAAGUUUGCCACAGGCUGUAUCCUCGCGUAUCCUGCUGCCCCACCAGGAGAGCCGCCUAUCAGAUCCUGCACCGCAGGGAUCCCAGGAUUUUCUCCACCAACAAUACAGAAUGUGGACGUCUCCUGGAGGAGAUCAAGUGUGCUCGCUGCUCCCCCAAUGCCCAGGUGUUGUUCCACUCCUUGGACAUGGAUAAGAUGCCACACAGGGAGCCAGACCUGCCACGGCUCUGCCAGAACUUCUGCCGCGAGUUCUACUACACCUGCAGGGGGCACAUACCAGAACUGUUCCAAGCCGAUGUGGAUGAGUUCUGCCAAUACUAUGGGAGGAGAGAUGCCAGUUUGUGUUUUCCAGAUUUUCAACGAAAGCAAUCACAUCGUCAGGAUUCUAACUACUUGGGAGAUGAGAAAAUAGAAGAAAUCAGCAGGAAACACAAACACAACUGCUACUGUGCCCAGGAGGUGUUGAGUGGUCUAAGGCAGCCGGUGGCUGUGGUGCACUGUGGAGAUGGUUCCCAGCGGCUCUUUGUCCUUGAGAGGGAGGGAAUUGUCAGGAUACUCAACCAUAACCUCGAGCUAAUUAAGGAGCCUUUCUUGGACAUCCACAAGAUAGUGCAGAGCGGCUUGAAGGGCGGAGAUGAAAGGGGCCUGCUAAGCCUGGCAUUCCACCCCAAUUAUAAGAAGAAUGGCAAGCUCUACGUCUCCUACACCACCAACCAAGAGCGCUGGGCCAUCGGACCACACGACCACAUUCUCCGUGUGGUUGAAUACACCGUUUCGAGGAAGAACCCAAACCAGGUAGACACAAGGACAGUCCGAGUACUAAUGGAAGUGGCGGAGCUGCAUAGGAAGCACCUUGGGGGCCAACUUCUCUUUAGUCCUGAUGGUCUGUUGCACAUCAUCCUGGGAGAUGGCAUGAUCACUUUGGAUGAUAUGGAAGAAAUGGAUGGACUGAGUGAUUUCACAGGGUCUGUGCUAAGGGUCGAUAUAGACACAGAUAGUUGUGCUUCUCCAUAUUCCAUACCACGGAGCAAUCCCUACUUCAACAGCACCAACCAGCCACCUGAAAUCUUUGCACAUGGAUUACAUGAUCCAGGCAGGUGUGCAGUGGAUCGACUUCAGUCAGACAAUGGGAGUCUUGUAAUCCUCUGUACAGAUGCCAGUGGCAGAAACACAACAGCAGGAAGAAUACUGGAAAUUACUAAGGGGGGCGAUUAUGAAAAUGAGCCCUCUGCCUAUGACCUGCAUUCCAGUGGUGGAGCACCACCUGUGGGGGGUUUCAUCUACAGGGGCUGUCAGUCUAGGAGACUUUAUGGCAGUUAUGUCUUUGGAGAUAAAAAUGGUAACCUUCGCAUCCUUCAGAAGUCUACAUCUUCCACAUCAGCGAGUGGUGAAGAGUGGCAGGAAAAAGCUCUGUGCCUGGGCUCAGCUGACUCCUGUGGCACUAUGCUUGUUGGACACAUCUUGGGUUUUGGAGAGGAUGAACUGGGUGAAGUCUACAUACUGGCAAGUAGUAAAAGCAUGGUGCAGUCACACAGCGGGAAACUCUACAAGCUGGUGGACCCGAAAAGGCCUUACACCCCUAAGGAGUGCCAGCAUCAGGUGGAGCCACCGGAGCUGCUGAUGACAGCUUGUUCCAGACACUGUAAGAACGGCCGCUGUACUCCCACCGGCAAAUGCUGCUGCAACCCCAGCUGGGAAGGACAAUUCUGCCGAGUCGCCAAAUGUGAACCAGCCUGCCGCAAUGGAGGAGUCUGCGUGGAGCCCAACAAGUGCCUGUGUAAGAGUGGCUACUCCGGCAACCAGUGUGAGAAGAGCGAGCGGGGUAUGCCCAACGACCAGGAGAACAGCGGGAUAGUGGACCACAUCAUCGACAUGACCUCGUACCUCUUAGACCUGACCAAGUACGUCGUAUAGUGGUGCACGGAGGGGGCCGCUCCCCAUCAUCCAUCCUCAAGUCUACACACAUCUACCUUUCGCCCUCAAAAGACUCUUAAAGAGGUUUGCUAAAUGUGGCCUCUUAAUUUCCCCUCACAUUCACACGGGCAAGCACACACACACACACACACACACACACACACAUGCAGGACCCCAUCAGACUGCUUUUAAACCACAUCACCAUACCAAGCUUUUCCUCUCCUUACCUAUAAGCUACUUGUUCCUGAGCACCAGGCCUGGCAUCCAAGCCGUGUUCACAUUUCAGAGAGCCCUGCAGACAGCUGAUUGAUGAGUUCCACUAAGACAUUUCCUCUGCCGCUCUGAAAACGCCUUCACUGGCUCCACAGGAACAGGAACUCUGCCGGAGCGGACUGUUGAAACCCCGAGACUUUUAUGCUGCCUUACGAAAAAUGGAGUUUUAGGCAUUUCAGUGGAGACAGUUGAUUAUUCAGGAGUUCAUUAAGGAUUCAGAAUUGGGUGGCUCAAGAUGCAGUUUGUGUUCACGGUCCGUUGAAAACCUAGCAAAGAAAUAAAUGUCUACGUACUCAGACUGUGAGCACGAGGCAUGCGUCUCAUAGAGCCUGCAGUGCUUUUUGCUUUACUAUUCCAAAAGCACUAACAAGAGGAAGGCUGUGUUGACUCAUUUAUGUUGUGUUCAGUUUGUGGGUACAUUGUCAUAAACAGCAAUUUACAGUAUAAAGAACGUAUCACUCAUUUGCUAUCAGUGUACAGAGAGGAUCUACACACAGACGUAGGAAUGAGCGAGUUGAGAACAUUGUACUUUGUCAGCGCCAGUUUCAUACAAUUUGAACAGAGUGUUCGAUUCCCAUGCACUGUAUCGUUUUCCUUUCAUUCACUUUUUUAUUCAAAAUUAAUUUCAACAUUUAUUAAAAGCGCAAUGAGAGUAGUUUCAGCUCCACACGUUCACACAGCACACUGUCACAGGUAUGGUUUAACAAACUCCUUUCAUUGCGUCACACACUGAAGCAGAAAGCUGAAGUCAAAACUACAAAGGGAAGGGAUGAAACGCGCUGAUGUAUAUUUCCAAUAGAGCUUACCUACUUAGCAAUACAAGAAAAAAUCUACAAAAAAAAUCUAUAGCAUUACUAUUGUUAUCAUAGAGGAGGGUUUAUUUUUUUAAGCGUAAUAAUAUAUGGGAGAAUAUGGUGUUUAUAGAAAGCAAUUUUACACUAAGCUCGUCAGUUCAUGUCAUUUCAUGUUGUACUUAUACAUAUGCAGCUUUUAUAAAAGACACGUGAGGAUGUUUUCUUUUUUCGCCCAGAGUACAAGUAACGCAUGUCUGUGCCUGCAAAUAGUCAUUCGGAGCAGUUGGUGAAGCUCAUCUAAAACCCACCCACCCCCAUCCCCACAGCAAGACAGUCAGAAUUGUGCUUCUGUAGUAAGAUGAUCAAAGAUCCCGACAGGCCACCAAGUCAGUGUGGCAGGAGCUCAGAGGCAGGGCUGGCAUUAACCUGAGGAAGAAAGCUCAAAUUCUCUUGUGAGCAUUUCCAGAGUAAGGCAAGAAAUUUUAAGAAUGUGUUUGUUAUUACAGAUGCAUAUAGAUGCAUUCUUUUAAACCGGAGACUCAUCCUAAUAAGAACAUUUGAUUUUUUUAUUUUUCUUCUUCACUACCCGUAAAGCCAGUCUUCCCAGAACUGACAGCUGUUGUUUUAACCGUUUUUAAGGAAAAUAUUUAUCCUUGUACUUUAUCCACAGCUUUUAUUUUGAAAAUCUAGUUUCAAUAACUUGAUUUUCAAUUGAAGUUUAGUCAGUUGAAGUUUAGUGGCCAUAAAUGAUGUGCUUGUUGUUCAUCUCCUGCUUUCCUUGUGUUUGCUGAAAUAAAACAACUGUACCUGGUCUUAAAACAUCAAAAAGGAAUUCAUGCUGUAAAAUGGAAAAUUAUAAUUUUUUAGCACUUAAUGUGAAAGUUGCAUUGUAGCUGCUGAGACGGCGUGGUGUGAAUAGAAUAACCAUUUUCAUUAUUUAAGUAGUUACACAAAUAAAAUAAUUAUUUAAAUUCUCUAUGUUGUUUUUACCAUUGUACUGUAUGUGACAAUUUUGUAUUCCUGUAUUGUAAAUAAAAGUAGGGAUAACUUGGUUUCUCUUCAGAAAUAUCAAUAUGUCUAUUAAAAUGU
Molecule: messenger RNA, 4771 nt
Organism: Pelmatolapia mariae (spotted tilapia)
Lineage: Eukaryota; Metazoa; Chordata; Actinopteri; Cichliformes; Cichlidae
Gene: hhip
Product: hedgehog interacting protein
Exons: 13
Coding region: 519-2615 (698 amino acids)
Source: RefSeq, a predicted model, not a curated record